This is a messenger RNA of Pseudophryne corroboree (corroboree frog), 4338 nucleotides long. RefSeq names its product mediator of DNA damage checkpoint protein 1-like. The transcript is spliced from 35 exons. The record is from RefSeq and is a predicted model, not a curated record. Bases 358 to 3585 code for a protein of 1075 amino acids. Gene Ontology annotation, cellular component: precatalytic spliceosome. NCBI's taxonomy places the organism in Eukaryota, Metazoa, Chordata, Amphibia, Anura, Myobatrachidae. Gene Ontology annotation, molecular function: zinc ion binding; single-stranded RNA binding; double-stranded RNA binding.
AUAGAAUCAACCAUAGACACAACCGUCCUUAUGGCGAUGUUGCGGGCUAAGGACGUCACCAGGUGGCGUUACUGAGGGAGAGAAGCAGCCGCAGCCAUUUGCUUCCUGUGUCGCUGCACGUGGACGUUGUUCCUGUUGUUAUGCACUUCCGUUUCCGUUUGUGGAUCACUUUCCGUUCUUGUUCCCACAAAGUCCCCAGGAUCUUAUAAGAAGAGCCGGGGAGCAUUGUACUCGAACCAUCAGAUAGUAAUUACACAGCGCUGUGUGAGCCCUGAGUGUCUCCUGUAGAAAAAGACCUGGUGAUUCCAGCUGCAGAGUAGUCGCCAGAGACACGCAGCUGCGCUAAGAAGAAUUAGGAUGGAAGAUGUAACAGACCCAGAUGAGGCUGCAUCCACACCAUUUUAUUGCAAUCUUUGUAAAAUUUCCUGCUUAUCUGCGGCCAAUCUUCAAAGUCAUUUUAUGGGUUGGAAGCACAGUAAGGCUGAGAGGCUACUCCGAAAUCAUGGGGAUAGUAAUCCAGAGAGUCCAACAAAGCCUGCUGAAUCCUUAGAGGAUCUAUUAAAUGCAUGCAAAGACACUGAACCUGCAGUAGGUCUGCAGUACAUUUAUGAGGUUCAAACUGAUCGCCAGGGGAUAACCAGAGGUUUCCAGAAGACAUUUUUUUGCACCCUAUGCAGCUGUAAUCAACUACCACUCGCACACAUGUUCAUGCAUAUUACUGGAGCUAAACACAGAAUUACUUACUUGAGUAAACAUCAUCCUUCAUUAGGUAUACCAAGCUACUUUUACGUGAAAGGUGGACAUGCUACAAAAAGGCUACAAAAAUUAAAGGAAGCCUGCAUUGCGGUUAAUAAGAAGUUUGGAAGCCAAAAAAUAAAAGUUGUGAAGGCAACAGGCAUGCCCUGGGAUACUGAAAAUGUCGACCCUCCUCCUAGUACAGAAAACGAAGCAGAUAGCAAUCUUCAGAAAAUAGACUGCACCGAUGAGGAUUUAAUUGGAACAGAUGGCAAACCCAAAGAUCCUGAACUAGAAGUCGACCCUCCUAUUACAAAUAACGAACCAGAUAGCAAUCUGCAGAAAAUAGACUGCACCAAUGAGGAUUUAAUUGGAACAGAUGGCAAACCCAAAGAUCCUGAACUAGAAGUCGACCCUCCUCCUAGUACAGAUAACGAAGCAGACAGCAAUCUGCAGAAAAUAGACUCCACCAAUGAGGAUUUAAUUGGAACAGAUGGCAAACCCAAAGAUCUUGAACGUAUUUUAACUUUCCUAGAAAUAAAGGCAGCCAAGGCAGAUCUGAUGAUAAGAGCUGGCCGUGGAAGCCGUUCUCCGGAUACUAUGGAACAACUGGAAGAUGACCAUAACAAUAAAGAAAUAACUGGAGAUGGUGGGAAAGAGGAAAAUAAUGGCAAAAACAAAGAAGUGUGCAGCAUGGAUCUUGCACAUCAUGACCCUGAAGAAUUUACAAAUAAUAAAGAGAUUAUUGAUUUCUUGGGUAGUUUCAAGAUUUUUAAACAAGAUCAUAUGUCAUUUAUGUUGAAAGUGAUUGAGAAAUUGGCAAAUGCUUUAGUCCAGUACAAGAAAUGCUGUGAAGAAAUGGAGGAAAAGAAAGUAUCAGAUUGUGAUAAAGAAGAGAUUCAUAUGAACAUGGAUGAAUUGCCUUCACUGAAGCGCACCCAUGCAGAUCAAGAAACCACAACUAACGGCCAGAUACAGGUUCCAGACUCAACCACUCAAUCAACUUCCUUCCCAACACACUCUACAGACAAGAUGCAUCCAGUUCCUAAGAUUAGAAGCACAAAACCGUUAUUUCCAGCAGAACAGUUGAAUAAAAUGGGACCCCUCACUGAAAAAAAACAGCUGGUGCCUAGUGGUUCACCAUCACGUAUACCCCAAGACUCUGUAACAAAGGACGACCAAAGCCAGAAGUUUCCAGCUUUUAAAGUGAAUGACAAAACACCUACUAAUGCAUCAAGUCCAGAGAGGCUACAAGAAUCUACAACAUCAAGCAACCAAAAGGAGAUCAUUUCAGCUGUACCAGAAUCAUUCUUAAGACCUGAUUCAACACAAGACUUUGCAACACAGGACAACCAAGGAGAGAAUUUUCCAGUUUAUAACAUUGAUCAUAAAGCAUCUGCUAGUGCACCAAGGCCAGACAGUCCACCAGACCCCAAGAGACAAAGAAUUGACAAACACCCAUUAUUUCCUGUUUCAAUGUUGGAACCUAUUACUGAAAUAAAUCCACUGGUGCCUAAGGCAGCACAAUUCUCUAUACCCCAGGACGCAACAAAGGGCAACCAAAGAGUGGAAUAUCCAACUUUUAAAGUUGAUAAUAAAACACCUACUAGAACAUCAACAUCAGACAGACCACAAGACGCAACAAAGGGCAACCAAAGAGUGGAAUAUCCAACUUUUAAAGUUGAUAAUAAAACACCUACUAGAACAUCAACAUCAGACAGACCACAAGACCCUGAGAGAUAUCCAAACAACAAAAAAACAGUUCCUGUUUCACAGUCCGAACCUGUUACUGAAACAGAUCCACUAGUGUCUAGGGCAGCACCAUUCUCUAUACCCCAUGACUCUGCAACAAAGGGCAACCAAAGAGUGGAAUAUCCAGCUUUUAAAGUUGAUCAUAAAGCACCCACUAGAGCACCAACAUCAUACAGACCACAAGACUCUGCAACAAGGGGCAACCAACGAGUGGAAUAUCCAGCUUUUAAAGUUGAUAAUAAAGCACCCACUAGAGCACCAACAUCAAACAGACCACAAGACUCUGCAACAAAGGGCAUCCAAAGAGUGGAAUAUCCAGCUUUUAAAGUUUAUAAUAAAGCACCUACUAGAGCACCAACAUCAGACAGACCACAAGACUCUGCAACAAAGGGCAUCCAAAGAGUGGAAUAUCCAGCUUUUAAAGUUUAUAAUAAAGCACCUACUAGAGCACCAACAUCAGACAGACCACAAGACUCUGCAGCAAAGGGCAACCAAAGAGUGGAAUAUCCAGCUUUUAAAGUUGAUAAUAAAGCACCUACUAGAGCACCAACAUCAUACAGACCACAAGAUUCUGCAUCACAACAACCAAUUCAGCAGAAUCGCGACAACAGGUUUGAGGACAGAAGAGCGUUUAAUAAUCCCAGACCUUUAUUUAGCUCUGCAACAAGCCAGCCUCAAGAACUUAAGCAACAGAGUUUUUCAUCUCUCAAGGUAAACAGAGGUGCUCCCACCACACAACCAAGGUAUCCUUUUCCGAGUGGACAGUCACAACACAUGUCUCAACACCAGCAGUCCAAUGUCGUGGCACAGCCUAAAAGAACUGGUUCUGCCCCUCCCAGAGCUCCAUUUCCACAUAUGCUGUUAAAUCAACCUGCACCAAGAGCUGUACAACCGAGCUUGCCUGUGGCACAGGAUGAGAUUACUGCUCAAUUCUUUGAAAGCAUCAAGACCAUGGAUGUUUCAGAAGUAGUUUCAACACUGAACAAAAUAACUACUACAAACCCAGCUUUUAAAGGAAUUCACGUUCCAAGCCUUGUGCAGCAUUUAACAGAAACAGGGAAGCUGAAGUCAUCCGAUACCACACAGUUUAAGCAAUGAGUGGCAUGCAGCAAUAUAUGCAGUGGGAGACAUGCAGAGAGAUCAAUUUCACCAUUUUCUAUAGCCCUAAAUAAAGGAGUAAACACAGAAGUUGUUAGUACUUAAGAGUUAAUGGUCUUUGUGUUUAAAGAACCCUGUAAUACUGUAGAUAGCAUAAGGGGAGCAAAUAGGGGAUUUAUUCAAGGCAUCACCAAAAUGUCUGUGUAAUGUAUCAACGGAGACUGACAAUGUUACUGGAGGGGCCGACCAACGCACAAAUACUUUACAGAGCUGUCCAAUGAACUUGCACUCCAGUAAUGAUCAUACAUUUCAAUUUCUCACUCCCAUCUAUGGGGAAAUAUUUUUUUAACUCUUGUAUUGUUUUCUCAUGAUGCUGAGACAAGGGAAGACUUUUAUUCAAAUGUUUGAGGAAAUAUGCAAAGAUCAUUGUGUAUAGCAAGAAAGUUAUCAGAAAUAAGGCAUAAGUGCUGAUGGACCGUAUGCUGUGACACAGAGAAUUACAUCACCAUACCAUUAUAUCAUAUCCAUUAGCGCCACAUUUACAGAUAUUUGACUGCUGGGUACAGCUGUGUUAUCUAGAGGUAGUUGAAACUCCAGGAAUUAUUUGCUACAUUUUGGCUACAAAUUGUUUUAGCAAUUUUAUGCUCUCACUAUAAUUAGUGCAAAUUAUCCAUUCCUUCCCCUAACCGUAGUGUUGGUCCUAAAUUCACAGAUCUCGUGUUGUUACAAGUAAAAUAAAAAAAUAAAAAUUCA